AUGGCUAGAAAACAUGAACAUUUUGGAUUAAGCUAUUUGGAAGAAUUGAAUAUAGUUAAGGAACGUGAAAAUAUAUGCAAAGAAACUAGGCAGGAAUUUUUGAAAUUUAAACAAAAAUACGUUUCUGACCAUGGAAAUGUAAACAAAGCUUUACAGGAAGUUUUACCAUCAGGUCAGUCACUUCAGUUACCAUCUAAAACUAGAAGUCCCGCUCUAUGUUCUGAAACCAAACAACUUUCUUCUGAGUCGGAUACUUUUGCAAUCCAGAAAAAAAAAAGGAUUGUUUGUGAUGAAGACGAAACAAUCGAGAUUGAAGAUACUGCAAGUCAGCCAAAGAAAUCUUCUAAGAAGCAGAACAAUACUGAUGGUAAAAAAAAGGCCUUUCAUUCUGGAAAAGCCACCCUAGAACAUAAAAGUGAGAGCCCAGGAGAUGAAAGUGAAAAAAUGCCAGUAUUAAUAGCUUCUUUCGUAGGAACCACCAAGCAGAUGCCCAUAUUGAAAAAACCAGAACCACUGAAACCAAAAUCUCCAAGGGUGCCUUGUGCAAAAUUACAAUUUAAAGAUCAGUCAAAAGAUAGCAUUGUUAAUGUUAAACAACUUGAACAAAAAAUAUUAUCUCAGCAUAUAAUUCUUCCCACAGCAGCGACCAGUACUGCAGACUUUGAUGAUACCUGUUCUGUAGUUUCCUAUAUAAGUGAAAAAUCUAUGAGCAUUUUAAAAGAAGCCUCAGAAUUAAACAUACCCAGUCACUUAGAAAGAUCUUACAGUACAAAAAGCUCUGCUUCAUCUAGUAUGAAAUUUGCUCCAGCAUACCUGGAAGAAACAGUAUCUGAAGGUAGAUUAGGUUUUUCAAAAUCACAUUUGAAACCUUUUUCUUCAUACAGCAAGUCAAAGUUGUCUUCUGGAAUUGUUUCACGAUCUAUUGAUGAAAUAAUUGAAUCUUUAAAGUCUACUGUUCCCACUGCAUCAGACCUAAAGAUCAAAGAACUCUUGGAGAGUAUUCUUGGCCAGGAUUAUCUCAUAAAAAUUCAACAGUCAGCUAUCAAAAAAGAAAUGCAGCCAAAUGAACUGGAAUUACCAGCUGUACGAAUGGCACCAGUGGAAAGUGACAUUAUGAAAUCGGUUCCAGAUGUAAUAAUUCAAGCAGCUACAGAAGAAUCAGAUCAUAUCUUUAAAACAGUUUCACCAGAACAACCAAGCAUCCAUGAAAGUGAAGAUUAUUUAUCUUCAGAGGUUGAAGUGACAUUAGAGUUAAUUGCUGAAAAGUCUAAAAGUUCGAUGCAUCUCUCUAGUGAAGAAGAAUUAGACUUUGCAUCUUCAGGCAAGGACUUGAUAAUACAAGGAAAAGCAUUUCCAAAGGCUAGACCAGUUAAAAUUCAGAAAAAUAUAGAAGACCUUCAGUAUCAACAACCAGUAUCUCUCCUUUCUACAUGGACUACAAAGAUCAAAGAUGUGGAUUACCCACUUAUUCAUCUUCUAUGUACCACCUCUCCUGGGGUUGUGUUGCCCACUAAUCUGCAGCUAGUUUCUAGAGUACAUCAUACCCUAGACAAAAAUGGUCAUGAUAUUUCAUUACCACCUAUUAAUUUUGACUGCCACAAUUCUGAAGACCUAUUCCCAGUAACUGCUGCAUUUGAGAAACACAUGUUCAGAGAAAGGAUUUAUAAGGAAGGACUUUCCAUUUCUGAGGUAUGCCAAAGCAGUCAAGAAGAUGGAAUUCAAGUUUUACCUCCAAAAUCACCAAGAAGUAUGCCUGAGUGGCAAAGAAUAGCUGAAUUCUAUGUCGAAAAGCCUCAACUGAAAUUGUUAGGAAAAAAGAUGAAACUUCAGCCUGGAUCUCUUAAAAUGUUUUGGACUCCAGCUCCCCAUAAAUUUUCUGCUCCUCUUUCCGUUAUGAAGGAAAUCUUGUUUUCCAAGUAUGAGAGCAAUUUGGUUCAUGGGGUUAUUUAUGAAGAUUUUUCCAUUGAUCUUCAAGAGAAAGAAAAGGCAGAAUGCGCAGACGACUUUGACUAUUUACUUUCUAAUAUUAGUGCAAAUGGAAGACGUGGUUCCGUUCCAGAACUUGUGAUUUCCGAAACUACUGUAAAGGACCAUUUGGUUGAAAGGCCAAAUAGUGCACCAGAAUUGACCUCAUACAGAGACAAAACACACAUAAAGAUUUCUUCAAAUUUCAAAACUGCUAUGGAAGAGCUUGAUAUCAUGAGCAAGCAUGUUCUUUUAACAAAACCUAAGGCUGCAAUAGCAGAAGUGGAAGUUUCUCUAGAAGAGCGUAGUUUUGCUGCUAAUCUUUCAGGAAUUAGUUUUAACCCUCCAAAAGCACCUGUAGAUCCAGAGAAAAAUUCUGAAAGAGUUACACUAAAUAUUCCUAAAGGAAAUCUUUUUGAACUACAGUCUGCUGAAGCACUUGUAGAUCAGACUACUCUUGCUGAUGAAUGUCGAAAAGCUGGAAUUAAAUCUGUGUCUCUGACUGUUCAGAAGCUUAAGAUGCAUAAUAAAAACUCUAUUAAAAUAUCUCGAACAAUUAAACUUUAUAGAAGCCCCAGCCUCCCCUGUUUGUUAAACUUUGAAACAUUUGCCAAAAAACAGGGAAAAGGACCUGAAGAUUCUAAUUAUCUUUGGGCCAGGCUAUUAUGGAAUAAAUGGUUUGGGGAGCUGUUUGUUCCCAGUAGCAAACCUGCUGAAGAUAAAAAGAUGUUAGGCAAACGUCUUUUAGAACAGAAAACGGAGGAUGCUGCAAAAGAAAAAGAAUUACCAAACUAUGUGAAUCCUUUCCUAUUUGAUGGCAAAAAAGAAGAACUUGCACAGUGUGAGCAUGAGAUUGAGAGAAUAACCGAAGAGAUAAAUAAAGGAUGUGCUCUAGCAUUUAACUAUUGUCGUCGUGGAGCAAUAUACAGAAAGAUUGGAAAAAUGCAGUCAGCGUUGGAUGACUUAGAAAAAGCAAUACAUUUGGAACGAUUUCUGGCUAACGCCUAUUGGCAUAGACACUUAAUAUUUGUUUACCAAAACAAAAUUCUUCCAGCUCUGGAAGAUUUGAAUUUUAUAAUUAAAUGCAAUGUAAGCUAUACAGAUGCUUAUUUGUCUAGAGCUCAGAUAUAUAGAAAACAGGGAAAUAAUCACUUGGCAAAGAUAAAUUACACUUUGGCACUGAGAUAUAGACCCACAGAUCCUGAAAUAUAUUACAAGAGAGGUGAAAUCCAUGAAGAAGAGGGUGAGUUAAUACUGGCAAUGGAAGAUUAUACAAAGUGCCUUUACUAUGAUCCCCAAAGAAUUGAUGCACGUAUGAAACAUGGAGUAUAUUAUUUUAACAAAUCAAAUUGGACUGUAGCUAUGAAUGAUUUUACAACUGUGAUUAAAAAUGAUCCAAAACACGCAGAAGCAAGAACCUACAGAGGAAGAAUUUACAUUAAGCUAGAGCAAUAUCAAAAUGCAGCUGCAGAUUUAGCUGCUGCAAUUCAUUUGAAUCCCCGUAACUGGAUAGCAUUCUAUUACAGAGGUUGCAUUUUGAGGAAGAUUGAUCCAAAACAGUCUCUACAGGACUUAAGUGUUUCUGUCCUUCUCAAUCAUAAAUUUGACAAUAUUGGUGCUUUCCUUCAUCGUGGGAUCUUGUAUGCAGAAUUGAAACAGUGGCACCUGGCUAUCUGUGAUUUUGAAAAUGCAAUUGCUUUGGACAGGAGUCUUACAACACCUUAUAUAAACAUUGGAUUGAUUAUGAUGUUGCAUUCGGAUCAGUAUUUUGAUGCUAUUUUACGGUUCACUGAAGCCAUUCGGGUUGAUCCAUUAGAUGUUAUACCUUACUUGUGCAGGGCACAAGCUUACCAGAAGGUUCAUGAUUUAAAGAAUUCAGUUAAAGACAUAAAUAGAGCCAUUCACCUCCAUCCCAACUUACCCCAUUUAUUCUUAAUAAGGGGACAGUAUUUACUACAAAUGAAGCAUUUUCAACUUGCAAGUUUCUGUAUACACCAAGUGGCAGAAAUGGACAAAGGAUCUCUUGGAUGUUCACUUGUUCAAGAAGCACUUGUGCAGUCAUUUUGUCAAAACUAUAAUAAGGCUAUUGAGUGUGCAAUUGCAGCCACAAGAAGCCAACCUGAGCCUGCUAUAUAUUGUCUACUUGGAAAAAUCCAGAUGAAAGCCAAAAAAUUCAAGGCCUGCGAUGCUUUUAGUUCUGCUGUCAGACUAUAUCCACGAUAUGCAGAUGCAUUUUACCAGCGAGGGCUUUGCAGAAUGCAGCUCCAACAAGCUAAAUGCAUCUUAGAUUUUAACAAAACACUUGCUAUUAUACCAAAGCAUUUUCAGGCUUACUUAAGCCGUGCUGCUUACUAUGGUAGCAAAGGAAGAUACUCGAAAGCAAUAAUGAAUUGCACUGAAGCCCUCAAAAUUGAGCAACGUAGUGUGAGAGCAUAUCUUUACAGAGGAGUACUGAAAUUUUACAACAGGACUUACAAGAAUGCUGUUGAAGAUUUAACUAAAGCUAUAGAAUUGGAUAAAAUGUGCAUUUUGGCAUAUUAUAACAGAGCAAUUGCGUUCCAACAAUUGAAGGACUAUGAACAUAGUUUGAUCGAUUAUAAGACUGUUCUUAGUCUUGAGACAAGCAAGGACAUUGUCUUGAAAGUGCUGAAAAAUCGUGCUCUAGUUUAUAUAGAAAUGAAACAGUAUGAAUAUGCGCUAAAGGAUUUUGCAGAAGUGGCAAUGACUGAAAAAAAAAAUGCAGGAUUAUUGAAUUCCAUUGGACUUUGCUAUCAUAGACUUCAGAAAUAUGAAGAAGCGGUGGAAUCAUUUUCUAAAGUUCUUAAACUCAAUCCCUUUUCUUUGGAUGCCUACAUUGGUCGAGGAAAUGCAUACCUGGAAUAUGGUCAUAGCAAAGGCACCAGACAAGCCCUAAAGGAUUUCUUGACAGCAGUACAUAUCAAUCCAGUGUGCAUAAAGGCUAGACUUUGCUUAGGAUACAGCUUGCAGGCUCUUGGAAAAUUUCAGAAAGCGUGGACUCAGUUUUCAGCAGCCAUUCAUUGUGAUCCUAGUUGUCACAAUGCUUACGAUGGACGUGCUAUAGUCUGUCUGCAGAUGGGGGACAUAUUUGCCGCUUUUCAAGAUACAAAUGCUGCACUAAAGAUAACCACUAAUGCAGAAUUACUUACAAACCGAGGUGUGAUUAAUCAGUUCAUGGGCUAUUUAAACUGUGCUAUGCAUGACUAUCAGCAGGCUAUCACCAAAGAUCCCAGCUAUGCUUUAGCCUAUUUCAAUGCAGCAAAUGUCUACUUUUUAAACAAGCAGUUCUCACAGGCAAAUGACUAUUAUACCAAAGCCAUAGAACUUGACCCCCAAAAUGAAUCUGCUUUCCUGAAUCGAGCUAUUACAAAUACGCUCUUAAGAAAUUUUGAAGAAGCAAAAACAGAUUUUGAGAAGGCAAUUUCCUUGUCCCCCUUGUCGGCAGCAAUAUAUUUUAACAAGGCAAAUCUCUACAGCAUGUUACAGCAAUAUGAGCAAGCCGAGGAAGACAUUUCAAAAGCACUUUCAAUUCAACCUUAUGAUGCCUUGCUGUAUAAGCUCAGAGCAGAUAUUCGUGGAAAAAUGGGAUUAAUUAAAGAAGCAAUUGCUGAUUACAAGAAAGCCAUCAGCAUCCAAGAGCUAAUCAACAGCAAUUGA
Molecule: messenger RNA, 5640 nt
Organism: Notechis scutatus (mainland tiger snake)
Lineage: Eukaryota; Metazoa; Chordata; Lepidosauria; Squamata; Elapidae
Source: RefSeq, a predicted model, not a curated record